CAGUGCUGCACGUAACAAAAGCAAGGGGAUGAAACAAGUCGAAAUAACCUAUAUCUAAAGGUCUGAAACACUCUUCCCUCCGACGCAGCACUGUCUAUCGGGUGGAACGGUUGCACACCGGGAACCAGACACCGUUAUAACACGGGAGAAAGCACGCGCCGAAAUUACAGUUUCAGCUCCUUGCUCUUCCACGCAUAGACACAGUGGGUCAAGGCAGUAUUUCAGAUCAGGUUUCACAUUUAGCUCAAGACCAGCUGGGAGAGAGCGAGUCAGUGGGUUUGCCUUUCCCCUAACCGUCUCUUGCUACGGCGAAAACAUAAGAGGAGUCAGCAAGGGGAGGAUCGGUGUGGACUCAGCAUAGAUCCGAAGGAAUUUCCGUGCGUAUUCUUGUAGUUUACAGGGGAGUAACGCGAGCGAAGCGGCGGUGAGAUACAGCAUUAAUUCGAGCGACAUGGACGAGCAGUCCCGGUUGAUGCACUCUCACGCGGGAGUAGGGAUGACAGGGCACCCCGGCCUGUCUCAGCACAUGCAGGAGGGCACCGGAGGAUCCGACGGUGACGGAAGAAAACAAGACAUUGGAGACAUUUUACAGCAAAUCAUGACCAUCACAGAUCAAAGUCUGGACGAAGCACAGGCCAGGAAACACGCAUUGAACUGUCACCGAAUGAAGCCAGCGCUCUUCAACGUCUUGUGCGAAAUAAAAGAAAAAACAGUGCUCAGUAUCCGCGGCGCCCAAGAGGAGGAGCCUCCAGAUGCUCAGCUCAUGCGAUUGGAUAACAUGCUGCUGGCCGAGGGUGUGUCCGGCCCGGAGAAGGGCGGCGGCUCGGCCGCGGCGGCCGCGGCCGCGGCAGCUUCGGGUGGGGCCGGCGCGGACAACUCCGCUGAGCACUCGGACUACCGGGCCAAGCUCUCGCAGAUCCGGCAGAUCUACCACACGGAGCUGGAGAAGUACGAACAGAUGGUAUCCGGCUGGAGAGGCAGUUACGCAGGGAGUCAUGGCAAGACAAACCAGGCAUGUAACGAGUUCACCACCCACGUGAUGAACCUGCUGCGGGAGCAGUCUCGUACGCGGCCCAUCUCGCCCAAAGAGAUCGAGCGCAUGGUGAGCAUCAUCCACCGCAAGUUCAGCUCCAUCCAGAUGCAGCUCAAACAGAGCACCUGUGAGGCCGUCAUGAUCCUGCGCUCGCGCUUCCUGGAUGCCAGACGGAAAAGACGGAACUUCAACAAGCAGGCCACAGAGAUCCUGAACGAGUACUUCUACUCCCACCUGAGCAAUCCGUACCCCAGCGAGGAGGCCAAGGAGGAGCUGGCCAAGAAGUGCCAAAUCACAGUCUCACAGGUUUCCAACUGGUUCGGAAACAAGAGAAUCCGGUAUAAGAAAAACAUCGGGAAGUUCCAAGAAGAGGCCAACAUGUACGCAGCCAGAACUGCCGUGAACGCAGCCAGCGUCUCUGCACAGGGAAGCCAAGCCAACUCGCCCUCAACCCCCAACUCCGCAGGUUCUGCUGGCUCUUUUAACAUGUCAAACUCCGGGGACUUGUUUAUGAGUGUGCAGUCUCUCAAUGGGGACUCGUACCAGGGGGCUCAGGUGGGAGCCAACGUGCAGUCGCAGGUGGAUACCCUUCGCCAUGUUAUCAGCCAGACAGGCGGAUACAAUGACGGACUCACAGCGAACCAGAUGUACAGUCCGCAGGGCAUCAAUGCUAAUGGCGGAUGGCAGGACGCCACAACUCCCUCGUCAGUGACUUCGCCCACAGAAGGACCUGGAAGCGUCCACUCCGACACAUCCAAUUGAUCCUCAUCGUCUGCCAUUGUCCCCCCCCCCCCCCCCCACACACACACACACACACACACACACACACACACACACAGACAGACAGACAGACAGACACACACAC
This is a messenger RNA of Alosa sapidissima (American shad), 1898 nucleotides long. RefSeq names its product pre-B-cell leukemia homeobox 1b (gene pbx1b). Gene Ontology annotation, biological process: eye development; neuron development; animal organ morphogenesis. Gene Ontology annotation, cellular component: nucleus. The record is from RefSeq and is a predicted model, not a curated record. Gene Ontology annotation, molecular function: RNA polymerase II cis-regulatory region sequence-specific DNA binding; DNA-binding transcription factor activity, RNA polymerase II-specific. Bases 452 to 1795 code for a protein of 447 amino acids. NCBI's taxonomy places the organism in Eukaryota, Metazoa, Chordata, Actinopteri, Clupeiformes, Clupeidae. The transcript is spliced from 10 exons.